Molecule: messenger RNA, 3784 nt
Organism: Clarias gariepinus (North African catfish)
Lineage: Eukaryota; Metazoa; Chordata; Actinopteri; Siluriformes; Clariidae
Gene: agbl5
Product: AGBL carboxypeptidase 5
Exons: 13
Coding region: 345-2705 (786 amino acids)
Biological process (GO): proteolysis; protein deglutamylation
Molecular function (GO): zinc ion binding; metallocarboxypeptidase activity
Source: RefSeq, a predicted model, not a curated record
UGUUUGGGUGUUCGAGUCUGCACAGCGGACGGCGAGAAUUCGGUCGGAUUUUGCUUGACAACACGGCGUCGUACGGUGCGUUUUGUAUUAAUUUGACUUUAUUCUUUGCCUCGCUCGUAUGAAAUAACCAGAAGACACUGUUGGGUGUGUUGUCAUUGAACUGGCCUGCGGAAAGUCUCAGCGCGAGACUGGGUGAUCUGCCCCAGGUUUAACUGUAGUGCUCAUCUUCCCCGGGUUCCUGUUGUUAUAUCCUUUGGCAAAGACCAAUUCCAAAGCAUAAAGAUGUGAGUUGUGUUCUUGAGAGACUGUCCAGGCACAGCAUGUUUAAGGGGUGAGCUCUGGUCAUGGAGGCCCGAUUUGGGAACGUGGUGUUCAGCUCGCGCUUCGACUCCGGGAACCUCGGGCGAGUAGAGAAAGUGGAAGCUUCCGAGCACGAUGCAGAGAGAAACUCGCUUUCGCACGUCGAGCACGAGUUCAACGUCUGGACUAAACCUGACUGCGCAGAGACCGAGUUUGAGAACGGGAAUCGGUCAUGGUUCUACUUCAGCGUGCGUGGCGUGCUGCCUGGUAAACUGCUGAAGAUUAACGUGAUGAACAUGAACAAGCAGAGCAAGCUGUACUCUCAAGGCAUGGCUCCGUUUGUGCGCACGUUUCCAGUUAAAAUGCGCUGGGAGAGAGUCCGAGACCGACCGACAUUCGAGAUGUCAGAGAAUCAGUUCACGUUGUCCUUUGUGCACCGUGUCCUGGAAGGGAGAGGAGUCAUCACGUACUUCUCUUUCUGCUACCCGUUCUCGUACACCGAGUGCCAGGACAUGCUCCUGCAGCUAGACCAGAGACUUCUUAGCCACUCUCACACAUUGGGGCCAUGCAGUCCGACAGACGGUCUGUAUUAUCACCGAGAGUUGCUGUGUUACUCUCUGGACGGACACCGAGUAGACCUGCUGACUGUGACCUCCUGCCACGGCAUGCUGGAGGAAAGGGAACCCAGACUGGAGAAACUCUUUCCUGACCACAGCACGCCACGACCACACCGCUUUGCUGGCAAACGGGUGUUCUUCAUCAGCAGCAGGGUGCAUCCCGGUGAGACACCGUCCAGCUUCGUGUUCAACGGCUUCUUGAACUUCAUUCUGAAUCAGGAGGAUCCGCGGGCGCAGAUGCUGUGCCGGAUGUUUGUCUUUAAGCUCAUCCCCAUGCUCAAUCCCGAUGGGGUGGUCAGAGGUCACUAUAGGACGGACUCCCGCGGUGUGAAUCUUAACAGACAGUACAUGAACCCGAGCGCUGAGCUGCACCCCUCCAUCUACGGAGCUAAAUCCCUCCUCCUGUACCAUCACCGACACAACCGCCUUAAACCCAGCUCCCCCUCUGCUCUCAAACUCUCCAACCAAUCCAACACCCUGACCUCGCCCCUCGAACUCGAACACUACCUCAACUGCCGCAACGAGGUGGAGCGACUGGAGGGCCCGACCUUCGACCUCUCACAGAUUCCCAUGCAGACGGAGGAGAGCUGGGAGAGCAAAGGCAGAGCGAAGAGCAAGCUCGGGCUAGGCGACGAGAACGAUUCGUUGCCGAGCCGGAGUGACUCGUGCGUCUCUAACCUUGCCCCGACAGAGCACAUCCCGCCCCAGGAAAGCGGAGUGGCCUAUUACAUUGACCUGCAUGGCCACGCCUCAAAAAGAGGAUGCUUCAUGUAUGGGAACAACUUGUCUGAUGAGAAUCAGCAAGUGGAGAACCUGAUGUAUCCGAAGCUAAUCUCGUUGAACUGCGCUCAUUUCGACUUCCUUGGCUGUAAUUUCUCCGAGAAGAACAUGUACGCCCGGGACAAGCGUGAUGGUCAGUCUAAGGAGGGCAGUGGCAGAGUGGCCAUACACAAAGCCAUUGGAUUAGUUCACAGUUACACGCUGGAGUGUAACUAUAACACAGGCCGCUCAGUCAACACCAUUCCUCCCGCCUGCCACGACAACGGCCGAGCCACUCCUCCUCCCCCUCCUGCCUUCCCUCCCAAAUACACACCCGAGGUAUACGAACAGGUCGGCCGUGCAGUCGCUAUAGCAGCGCUGGACAUGGCUGAAUGUAACCCGUGGCCGCGGCUCGUCCUGUCCGAGCACAGCAGCCUGGUGAAUUUACGAGCGUCGCUGCUCAAACACGUGCGCAACAGCAAGGGCUUGGGCUCCAACGGCCGCAAGAACGUAAACAAGGCUCCCAGCCCUCCGAAAUGCACAGGCCUGAGCAGCUCCGUUUCAGAGAAUUCUCUAAGCCGGGGUCGCAGCCACAGCACCCGGAAUGGCGGCGGCGUCUCCGGGAACAAGCAAACGCCCCCACAGCUGAAGAGCUCCCCUAGCUUUACAUUUGGCUGGAGCAACUCUGGCAGCAACCCCAGUUCACACAAAGCCCAUAAAGCCCUGGGGCCAGUCAGAGAGUCGAAGGCUCAGGAGAAGCGGCGCCCGCACCACCUUGGUCACCGCCUCUCGCUCCACUGUCCCAGCAACAGCCAAGCCAUCCCAGCUCGUCCCCCGCUUUCCCCUUCAUCCUCCUCUUCUUCCUCUUCCUCCUCUCCUUCCUCUUCCUCUUUGGGGGCGGGGUCAGCCUCCUGCUCCAUCAAUACGGCAGGUCUGUACUCCCACACCGGCCUGCUGACCAAACUAAGCCCUCUGCACCACACCUGCCUCAGAGACUCUCAGAAAGCACAGCCAGCGCAGCAAGACUAACUGGCUUCUGUCCGUCCGUUUGUUCGUCCGUCCUUCAGUUGGUCUGUCUGUCUGUCUGUUUGUCUGUCUGUCUGCGUAUGUGUGAGAUUUAAAUGAGUUUGAUGUGGUGCUUCUCUUUAAGUAGGAGGUCCUGGGGAUUUUAAUGGUUUUAAAACCAAAUUUUAAACCUUUUUUUUUUUUUUUUUUUUUUUUUUUUAAAUCAUGCAAGUCAUAGGUCUUGGUUUUGUUUUUGUAGCAUCUUCACUUGAAACACAUACUAAAUGCCAAUGACUGAAUGUACUGGGAACACAAAAUGGUGCAUAGUAACUGUAUUUGAGUGGGUGGUGGUGUUUGUGUGUCUGUGUGUGUUUUGACUGUCUGUGCAUAUUAUCUCUUUUCAGAAACGUGUUUCUUGAACAGUAAUGAAUAAUUUCUGAAGUAUGCAUUCUUGCACUUUUCUUCUCUGGUAAUUCUUUUCAAAUUUUUUUUAUUAUUAUUGUUAUUAUUAACUGUCUUACUAUUAUUUUAUUUGCAAUUUAGGUGGCAAUAUAUAGCAAAUGCCAACCAAAACUUUACCACCACUUCUUCUUCAGUUUGCUAACCUUCCUGGCAUUAUGAAGAUAAAAAUAUUGCUGUCGGAUGAUGUUUAUGAGCUGAAAAUAUUAAUACUGCAGCAUAGAGUCAGAUAUAUAGAUCUUCAGUCAUGUCAUUACAAAAAAAAAACGUCCAUCGAUUUCAUUCACUUAGGACAAGAAUAAUGGGUAUUUGAUGUAAGGGUGUAUUUGCACAAGAAGUAAUAAUUCCUAGUAUCAGUAGAGGAAGUAGUUACUCAGAGCUGAAAGUCUUUUCUAUUUCAGUUCACGAAUCAGUGGAAAACGUUUGUGAACAUAUUUGCUGUAUAGUUAUUCUUUUGCAUAGUGCAAUGUUAACGGAGCAAAGGGAUAUUAUUAAGCUUAAGGUUUAAGAAUACAAGUUCUGGAUCAUGUUGGCAAGCCGUGCCGUAGCAAAAAUAAUUCUCAAAAUAUAUGAGGGGAAAGCUUUUUUGUUGUCAUGAUGAUCUUGAGUCACUUUAAUAAAACUUUAGCCAUUCCUCUCAAAAA